Molecule: messenger RNA, 4661 nt
Organism: Sphaeramia orbicularis (orbiculate cardinalfish)
Lineage: Eukaryota; Metazoa; Chordata; Actinopteri; Kurtiformes; Apogonidae
Gene: zhx3a
Product: zinc fingers and homeoboxes 3a
Exons: 3
Coding region: 499-3180 (893 amino acids)
Biological process (GO): regulation of transcription by RNA polymerase II
Cellular component (GO): nucleus
Molecular function (GO): DNA-binding transcription factor activity, RNA polymerase II-specific; DNA binding
Source: RefSeq, a predicted model, not a curated record
CAUAGGAAAUACACUCGCUAUAAUUUUUUGGGAGCUGCCUCGUCCUGCGCCGCCGACCAUAGUUGUUUUUCCGUCUCCGUACAGUGUGGAUGAGGCUGCUCACGGAGCUCCUGUCAUGUAAUGUACCUCUCCGUGGUCACUGACGGGUUCACGCCAGUUCACCGGGUUCACUUGAGGAGAGCUCCCACCCCCUGCUCGCCUCCUCUUCUUCUCCAAACGCAGCCAUCGGAGCUAAUCCAAUAUUAUUCAUUUAUAUAUUAAUGUCGGAUUCCAUUUUUGCGCGCCGUCUGCUGAGGAUCCCUGGGAGCUGUUAAAGUUUUUGUCCAUGUGACAGGACUCCUAAAGUGGCAGAAGGCAUGAAGCAACACUGUGACAUCAUAGUGGCUGGUCCAUGACACUAAAGUCCAUUCAACCCUCUCCACUAUCCACCCGCCCUCUGUUCUCAUCAUACUGGACAACCAAUCACUCACUCUCCCAUCAUCUACACAAAGCUGCACAAUGGCCAGCAAGAGGAAAUCCACUGUACCCUGCAUGAUACCAUCCAAAUCCAAACAUGUGCGUGAGGAAAUCAUACUGGGCUCUCUACCAGAACUCCUACCAACGAUCCCAGAAGAUAGCAUACUCAGCAUCUCUGGAGAGGAUUCUGGCCACUGCUCUAACAGCUCCUCCAAAUCUGAAUGUGGCAACGAGAUGCAGAAAGGAGGUUCAUAUAGCUGUCCAACCUGCCGCUUUGAGUCCAGAGAUCUAAACUACUUUUUGGAUCACAUGCACAACUGCCACUUAGACUUCAGGGCUCAGCCCACUUUCUACUGCCUGAACUGCGGGGUGUCAGUUGUUCGCUUUGAGGCUCUGGCUCUUCAUAAUGCUAAUGCCCAUCCAAAGAUAAUGGAGGGCCUGGUCACUGCCUCCCUAAGUGUCAACAAGAGGGAUGGAGUAACGACCGUGGAGCAAAGCCUUUUCACAGACAGUGGAGAAGACUACAAAGAAUCUGGAAUCUCCCUCACCAAAACACCAAUUGCAAAGAUGAUGAAAGCCAAGGGGGAGCACAAAAAGAUUGUGGUUUCUCAUACCGUUGAGGUACGGAAGAUAGACACUGGAAAGGAUGUAGACCCCAGCAUGCUGAAAAAUGUGCCUGAACUCCAAAACGGGGCUCUCAGUGUUUCUGGUGCCCCAGCUAUGCCGAGGAACACUGUCACUCAUGUGAUUACCAAGACAGUGUCCAACCAAGUCUUUCACCAGCACACUCCCUCCCUUUACUCUCCCCCAUCCUCUAAUUCCAUAAAGGACCUUCCAAAGGUGAUGAUCCCCCUUAGCAGCAUCCCCACCUACGAUGCCGCCAUGGACACCAGCAGCUUUCUCAAAACAUCCUUUGGCAAGUUUCCCUACCCGACCAAAGCUGAGCUCUGCUACCUAACGGUGGUCUCAGAGUUCCCCGAAGAGCAGAUCAAACUGUGGUUUACUGCCCAGAGACUCAAGCAGGGCAUAAGCUGGUCUCCUGAAGAGAUUGAAGAGGCCAGGAGGAAGAUGUUCAAUACGGUGUUCCAGGGUGGAGCACCUCAAAAACAGCCUGCUACACCUCGGCAUGUCAAUCACAUUGUAACCCACCAUACUGUCACUGCACAUCCAGGCUCAAAAGGACCAAACUACCCAAUGGCCAAAGUUCCCUAUGGCAGUAUAAAAACCAGGCCUGUUGGAAUCACAACGCAAGCUAGCUUGUCAACCAACCCUCAUGUCACUAGGGUCUCAUAUUCUACUCCAAUCAUACCCCCAAAGUUUCCAUCCAUUGUCAGAACAUCACAGGUACUGACCAGGAAUACUCAACCCACUGUGGAGCCAGACAAAAGCAAUGGGCUAAGUCUGGACAUGGCUGUAAACAGCGGUUGUGUCAGUAGCACCAGCAGCAGUCGAAGUAGCAGCAGCAUCAGCAGUAGUAAUGGUGGUGAGACUUUCAACAGGAAACCAGUAACCAACAGCAGCCCCACUAACAGCAUCGCCACUUGCUCUGCCAACAUUAGCAAUAAUGAUGAGCACUGUGUUGCUGAUACCAACGGCAAACCAAAUGUCAAGAGUGACAGUUCGCCAACCGAAUUGGAAGGUCCAAAUAGUAUCAAGAGUCAAGAGAUCACUGAGAACACCAGCAAAUCCAACAUCACCUGUAACAAUCAUGACAGUGGCACUAUCAGUCCACAAGAGCAGGCCCACAACUCAAAGUCUGAUGAUGAACACAACAUUCACAAAAGCACCAACAGCAGUGUUAACAGUGAGUUCCCCAGUACCACCUGUAAUGACAGUGUCCCUAACCUGAACCAUGCCAGCAAAUCCCCAACUGAAAGCACCAGCACUACUGUCAUUACAAUAAGCAACGUGUCCACUUUAGAUGAGGGUAAAUGCAACAAAGACUUUCCUAUAAAAGGCAUGUCAAUCCUACAACAACUCAUUAAGGAGGAGGAUCCAUUUGCAGGAGAAAAUAACUGUCCAGAACUGAAAGUCGACCCCAUCAAGAUCAACUUCAAGAGGCUGAAGAUGAAUGAAUCUGAGGCUAACUCUGAGACUGUACAAGAAUUCAAGUCAAGUGAGAUGGCUGAGGUGACUAAAUCCCAGCCAUCAUUCUCAGUCCCAUGGAGCAACAAGACCCCACAGCAGUUGCACAUACUUCGACAGGUUUUCUCUAGCACACGCUGGCCCAGUAGUCAACAGUAUGAGGAGUUAAGUGUGCAAACAGGCCUUCCCAAGUCGGAGGUAGUCCGCUGGUUCAGCGACAGCCGGUACAGCCACAAGAACGGGCAGCUAAAAUGGCUAGAGACCUAUCAGCGACUGCCUGAGGAAGUCAGGGGUCAUGGGAAUGCUGAAACUGAGUUGCAGAAGGACCCUCCAAUGGACAAAAAGAAAUUUGUUGAGCAAGAAAUGAACAAGCACCUUGAAGGAGAAGCAGGACUGAACUCAGGACAGCAGGUUGUUUGGCAGGAUUCAUAUUCACCGCUGCUGGGGCUGAUGGGAUCCAAGGAGAGCGCCAUGGGAGGAAGACCUGGGGAGUCGGCGCAGAUGGGAGUCUUGCAGGAUCCUUGGUCAGAGAGAACGGAGGACCACCAGCAGCCAGUGGGCAGUCAGUCACUCAUUGAACAACAGACUGAUGCCAAUCAGGCCAGGGACCGCCUGAGGAUGGAGCUGCUGGAGGUGUGAUGAAGAAGGCCCGUUUUCGCCAGAGGAACAUGAUGUUUCAAAGCUGGCGUGCUCCCUGGCCGUGGUCUAAAAGAGUGUUCAUAAUGACAGCAGAUGUGAUUGUAGCUGGACCGUUGGACUCUGACUGUAACUGUGAAUACCCCCCACCCCUCCUCCUCCUCCUCCUCCUCCUCCUCCUCCUCUUCCAUCUGCCAUCACUUCCUGCCAUCGUCAAAAGAAAGAACUUCUCACCUUUGAGUCCUGUGAUGUUUAAGCCUUUCAUGCUUCUUUGUGGUUGUGUGGGGAGGGUGCACAAUGAGGUCAGUACGAGGGAUCAAAGAAAAGAAAGAGAAAAGACGCACACUGACUGGAAAACUGACUUGAAUAAGCGAAGAUAGGGUAGGAUAGGGCCGAGAGAUAUUGUUUCUGGGUCAGAUGGAGAAAUAUAUAUAUACAGUAUAUAUGAUCGAAUCUGCACUAUAAGAGGAGGUUUGUACUGACUGGACAAACGAGACGUGUCGAGGAAAUGUUAUUGUUGGCUUUGUGAUAUUUUUUACUUUUUUAGCAACCAGUACUUCAGCACUGCCUUGAAUUUUACUUUUUCCGUUAUUUGGUUUUUCAAUUCUAUUUACUCUUCUAUAGUCACUGUAAGUCCAGAUGCAAUCAAACAUGUUUUAUUUAGAUCUGUAUAAAUAUUGGUGAUCACUUUGCAGUUCAGCUACACGCAAGAGACUAUAUACAAUGCACUAAUGAAGACAACAAUGCUAAAAGUCACACUGCCCCACAGUAAAGGUAUUGACUGCUCUGUCAGGAUCAAUACACUACACUGCCCUGCAAACUGAACAGAGAGAAGCCUGUCACGCUAACGUUGCCUUACUCAGCUCUGUCCAUGUGUUUAUAUGACCUGUCUGUCCAUCACCUUGCUUUCCAGCUACUGUGCUGUCCUAAGAAAAAAAAAAAGAAAAAAUAACAUGCCAGUGCAUCGAUGGUCACUGUUGGUCUAUAUCUGUGAAAAAAAAAUCUUGUGCUGCUUUCUGUACACUUGGAGAUGUUUAAGCUGUAAUCGUAUCAACUAUUGUUACUGGCAAAAUGUUGUUCAAGCGAAAUUAUCAAUUUGAUCCCUAGGCACUGACAGAGUGAGAUAUUGUGCUAGCUAGAGAGCCAAAUGAGGAGACCUUCGCUCUCCUCUGAAUUUUCUUGUGUUUAUAUAAACAUACAGUCACUACAUGAAUCCUAUUAAGCUGCAUCUUUGUCAAGCUGCUAAUAGCUAAGAACGGUGCUAUACCAUCCAAAGUGAAAUUGGAGGUUGAUCUCCUACCAGCAGUGUAUGCACUUGUGUCGAAUGUUACAAAUUUAUUUUGGUUUGAGAUAAAUGGAAUCUGGACUUACGGUGUUAUGAUCACUUAAAAACUUUUAUGAAAUAGUCUGAUCAUAAAGCACUGUUGUAUCAUCCUUUCUACACUUAUGAAUCUUUACAGAAUAAACCGAAUACUCACCAAGCA